Molecule: messenger RNA, 8933 nt
Organism: Gorilla gorilla gorilla (western lowland gorilla)
Lineage: Eukaryota; Metazoa; Chordata; Mammalia; Primates; Hominidae
Gene: TFAP2E
Product: transcription factor AP-2 epsilon
Exons: 7
Coding region: 6689-8017 (442 amino acids)
Biological process (GO): regulation of cell population proliferation; anatomical structure development; regulation of transcription by RNA polymerase II
Cellular component (GO): nucleus
Molecular function (GO): RNA polymerase II transcription regulatory region sequence-specific DNA binding; DNA-binding transcription factor activity, RNA polymerase II-specific
Source: RefSeq, a predicted model, not a curated record
UCAUGAGACCUCAUUCAGCCCUUCCAAGAAUCCUCUGAAGGGUUCUGAUUUUACAGACAAAGCAACUUUGGCAUGGAUAAGUGAUUGGCUCAUGGUGUUGCCGCUAGUCAGUGCCAGAGCCAGGACUCCACACAGGCCGUCCGACUCCCCAGCCCACAUCUUUCACUUGUACAGCAGGUUGCCAAACUCCUGUUGAUGUGGCCAGGCCUUGUGGGGGCUCUAGUGCUCUCAAGUACAGAUGAAGCACUGCACCCCCGCCCCCAUGUCACUGGGUUGCUGCCAAGUGGCCCUGCCAUAUCCUCCCAUUUUUAAAGAAGUCAGGAAUCCUAAUUUGUAUGUGAAACCCAACUUUUGAAUGUCAGUAACUAUCUUUAAUUAAAUAACUACUGAUCCAACAAAACAUGCAGUCCAAAUGUAGCUUUCAGGUUGCCAGCUGUUGAUCCUGUAUGCCAAAUGAGAAGCCAGAGGGCCUGCAAGCUUCAGCAGAUGAGCCAAGUACCCACUAUGGGUACUUCACCAGUCCUGAGCCAAAGCUGUGAGGUUGGAGCCAGACAGGCCCCAGACCCAUACCCUCUGCAACCUCCUCCACCUAGGCCCUCAAACCUAUAAGCACGUGCUGAGCAUAGCCUAUGUGCCCACCUGUGGUUGGCUAUGCAUAGACAGGAAUAUUUAUUUAUUGACUGGAUGUACUGAAAGCCAUCUUCUUAGCAUGGAUUCUCUGGGGUAAAUAUGAAAAGACAUAGAGGCUAGGUGUGGUGGCUAACGCCUGUAAUCCCAAUACUUUGGGAGUCUGAGGUGGGAGGACCACUUAAGCCCAGGAAUUCAAGAUCAGCCUGGGCAACACAGUGAGACUCCAUCUCUACAAAAGAAAAACAAUUAGCUGGGCAUGGUGCCUCGUGCCUGUAGUCCCUGCUACUCCCGAGACUGAGGCGAGAGUUUCUCUUGAGCCCAGGGGUUUGAGGUUAUAGUGAGCUAUGAUCACACCACUGCAUUCCAGCCUGGAAGACAGGGUGAGAUCCUGUCUCAAAAAAAAAAAAAAAAAAAACUGUAAGCAGUGGCUUCUAUGUAGGUCCAAACACAGUGUGGCUGGAGCAUGCGAGCCCCUCAGACUGGCCAAACGAUUGCAGGAAAACUUACAGCAACUGUGUGCUCUGAGACUUCAGGGUGAGGAGGGGCUUGCCAGGCAGACACGAAAAGGAACAGCAAGGUCUGAAGGCAUGCAAGCUUGAGAACUACGAGUAGUUUCGCAUUCCAUGGUGUAUAGAGUGUGAAGUGUGGAGUGGUGGAAGAUGAGGUUGAACCAGCAGGCAUGGACCAGAUCCUACUGUGCUGUGCUCAGAAGCUUAAACGUGGAAUCAUGCUGAGAGAUCAAAUUGCAGUUUUGUUUUUUUUAGAAACAGGGUCUCACUCUGUUGCCCAGCCUGAUCUCGAAACUCAUGGCCUCAAGUAAUCCUUUUGCCUCAGCCUCCCAAAGUGCUGGGAUUGUAGGCAUGAGCCACCAUCCCCGGCUAGACUGCAGAUUUUUUAGCAGAUUGAAUGUGAUCCCGUUUGCAUUUUGGGAAGAUGAGGCACUGCAAGAGGAAUGGCUGAGCCAGGGAGCUCAGAGAGGAGGUGCUAAGUCUGAACUAAGCCAGUGGCAAUGAGGCUGGAGAAGAUAUAGGUAGGAGUUAGUAGGACUACUGGAAGUGAAGAGGGGUAAAGAGAAGGGCGAGUAGAACCAAGGAUAGCUCCCAGAUUCCUGAUCUGGGAGACUGAGUGGAUAAUGGGGCAUUCACUGUCACUGGGAACACUGGGACAGAGACAGGUUUGUGCAUACCAUACACAACUCAACUUGGUAAAUGGCGAAUUUGUGCUGCUCAUGGAAUAUCCAAGGGGUAGUUGCUUUCUAUGGUCUGGAGCUCAAGAAGAGUCUGGGCGAGUGACAGAUUUGGGAGCUGUCAGUGUAGAGGGUCCCUGAAGUCAUGGGAGGGACUGAGAUCAUCUGGGGAAGUGAAAAGAGAAGAGAAAGGUCCCAAAUAAAGUGACAGCCACCCAUGGUCCCUACUGUCAGGGUGCUCUCCCUCCCAUAGUGGAGAAGUCAAACCCUGCAAAGCUUCCUAAUACAAGGCAGACAGAGUUCUGUGCUUAAAUGAGGUAUGGUCAGAGAGUUCUGGCUUGCUCUUGGUAUUUCAGCGGAGUGGGGAAAAGGGAGAUCUGAGCUGCAGUUGUGAGAUCUAACCACGAGAUGGCGCCUUGGCAUCUCCUUGUGCCAGAUUUCCCCACCCUGCAAACACUCAGCCUGGCCUGGAGCAGGAGGUGAUCAAAGGCUGGGAGGAUGAGGGUGGCUGUGUCAACAAUAAAUGAGGCAGAUCAGAGUUUUUUCUUAACAUAAAAUCCAAAUGCAAGCUCACUUUUUGAAAAGAGAAGGAGCCUUGGAGAAAAGCAGUAUGCCAAGUGUGCCAAAUGGGAGUCCACGUAUGUUUGAGCAUGCAACCCUAUAUGUCAAUAUAUGUCCCAUGUUCCUAUGUGUACUUGUGUUUCCCAUGAAUGUCUCUGUGCAAGUUGUGCGCCCCAUGUUCCCAAGGCUGUCUGCAUGUGUACCCCACUGCACCCCAGGCCUCCACAUGUGUGCAUGUGUCCCAGGGAGCAGACAACCAGAAACCUCCACCUCCAUGCCUCAGAGAGUGAGGAGUCCCUUGGCACUGAAAGAAGUAGUCCUGAGUCUGAAAUCAUGGGACUCUGAUGUUUUAGGGAGCCUCAAAGCAGCAGCAGACCAUGGAGAACAUCCCUCUCCCCAGUAGCCAUAAUCAAAAUCACUCAUUUAUCAGAUGAUCUCUUCAGAUUAUACCUGGGUUCUAUGUGUAGAUACCCAGGAUCAUGUUCACGUAGAGCCUUCCUAAAGGAUCCCUUAAUAGGCCAAUGGAUUCAUAACACCAUCCAUUGAUGUGUUUGUCAUUUACAGUAUUUAAUAAGCAUUCAUUGAUUACCUGCCAUGCACCAAGCACAGCGCUAGAUACAUUUUCUGUUUCUCCUUUAAUCUUGUGAAGCAGUUCCUGAAAGAGGAAAAAUAAGUUAGUCACAACUGCAGAGUCUGGAAUGCUCAUUAGAAUGUUUGCACUUUUUUUCCCCCGAAGAUGGGUCAUGGCGAGCCCUAGGAAAGUUUUCAGUAGGGAGGUAACAUGGUCCAGUCACUCUUGUGGAAGUUGGAAAUUGAUCAGAAGAGAUAUGAAUAAAGUCAGGAGACCAGUUAGAGAGUUGUUGCAAUGGCCUAGAUAGUGGUUCUUAAACUUUAAUGUGCCUCUGAGUCACCUUAAGGACUUAUUAAAUAACACAGGUUGCUGGGCUCCACCCCCAGAGUUACUGACUCAGAAGGUCAUGAGUGGGAUCCAAGAAUUGGGACUUCUAGCAAGCUCCCAGAUAUUGUUGGUGAUGCUGGUCCAGGAACCACUCUUUGGCUGUGUUGCCCAGGCUGGUCUCAAACUCCUGGGCUCAAGGGACCACACUUUGAGAGCCACUGAUCUAUGAGUAAGAGUAAGGUAGUUUAAGGUGCUGAGACAGGGUGCCAUGUGCCCUCUGGGAUACCUGCCUCAAUUCUCCACCACAUACCUUCUGUGGGUGGAUGUUUAAGGGUUAGAAAUGGCAACACUCCAUAAGGAUUAGCUUGUGGGGGUUAAGGAAAGGUCCUAGGCUCUUCUGGGAUGACUAGCAAGUUUUGAACUUGAAAAAGGGUGGUGUCAUUUAUGAAACUACAGGGCAAAGGAGAAGCAGGUUGGGGUUGGUGCUGGGGAUAGAGGAGAUGUUGAGUUCAGUGUUGGACUUGGAAAAUUUCAGACAGCUGCAAUGAGAUGUCUGGAGAAAAUAUGCAGCUGGCAGCUGUGUCCAUGGGUCUGGAUCUCUCACUAGUGAUUCAGGCCAGAGAUAACACAGUUGGGAGAUAACAGUAGACAGGUAGUCAUUAAAGACUUGGGCUGGGCGUGGUGGCUCAUGCCUGUAAUCCCAGCACUUCGGGAGGCUGAGGCGAGUGAUCACUUGAAGUCAGGAGUUCGAGAUCAGCCUGGCUGAUGAUGAAACCCUGUCUCUACUAAAAAUACAAAAGUUAGCCAGGCGUGGUGGUGGGCCCCUGUAAUCCCAGUUACUCAGGAAACUGAGACAUGAGAAUCGCUUGAACCCGGGAGGUGGAGGUUGCAGUGAGCCGAGAUUGUGCCACUGCACUCCAGCCCAAGCAACAGAGUGAGACUCUGUUAUAAAAAAAAAAAAAAAAAACUUGAGAGGGGAUGAGCUCACUCAUGAAGAGUGCAGGAAGAAAAAGGAGAAGCUUCUCUGCUCUGAGAAAGAAUUACUGACAUUAAGCAUUUGGUGAAAAGAGAAACAGAAAAGAAGACAGAAAUGGUCGGAGUAGGACAAUGAGGCAAAAAGGGACUAUCAAAGGUGUAGGAAGUAGAUUGAGAAAACCCAAGGAAGCCACAGACAGGCAGCACAUCCCAUCACUCUGGCCUUCCCAAGCUGCUGGAGAGAGCAGGGGCAUCCCCGCAGCUGGGCACAGGCAUCAUCUCUUUUGCGGCUCCUAGACUUCUCCCAGAGGAGUUCACCAAUUUCCAUUCACGCACUGACACCUGUCCUGGAGCUUGACUUCUGAUGCCCUGUGGCUGGGGUUGAGGGAGGGAGGAACAGGGCAUUGCCACAGACUCCCUCAUAUAUAGAUACACACAAACACAAUCCUGAUCUCUGACCCAUCUCGAGCAGGAAAGUUGCAGAGCUUCCCAAUUCCGCUUCAUCCUCUGGAACCUUGCUGGCGGUUCCAGACUUCAGAAAGUUCUUAAUGAUGAAUCCUUGGCUUCUAGCCUCCUUCUUUCUCCACCACUCCCCAGGCUGAGAUCAUCCAGCCCUGAGCUCUGCACCUGCCAUGUGCCUUCUGGGAUACCCACUUGGAACGAUAUAUUCCAUGAGUUAAUGGUGUCACUAUCACCUCCUCUUCUAUAUCAAUAAUUUUACCUUAAUCUUCUCAUUUACUACUUCACUAAAAAGGGACCUAAAAAAACAACUAGUCUUCUCUGCCUUCCCCUACUUUUUUAUUGGUGUUGUUGAAGUUGCAGAAACUGAGAUCACAGAGGAAAUGGGAUGUAGCUAGGAUCACACAGUCAGCCAGAGUCAGGACUAAAUCCAAGCCCUGAGUCUGAGGCAGUAGAGAAUAGUGAUUCUGAGCAGAGAGGGGCCAGGGGCAGAUCACCCCAGCUCUGCAACUUAGCUGCUUGACCUUGGGCAAGCCAUUUAACCUCUCCAUGCCUCACCCCUCCCCUGAAAAUGGGGAUGAUAUGGGUAUCUCUUUCAUAGAGCUGCUGUGAGGGUUAAAGAACCCAAUAUUCAUGAAGCACUUUGCACAGAGGCUGGCACAUUCUGUAAUAAGUCUGCUGUGAUUAUUUCUACUUUGCCCUGGUCUGCACAUCUUGCUUUUAAAAAACAUCUUUCUUCUGCUUUCUUAAUUCCUGUUCUCCUUAGCAUUCCUCUCAUUUGUCCAUCUUUAAUCCCUGUCUCUGCUUCUCAGGAGGGGAGGGUUGGGUUUGAGGAGAAAGAGAGAGUGACUACAGAGACUGGAACUUGCUUGACAGCCAGGGAGUGCCUGCCAUGGUAACACAGGAACAUGUAGCCUGCGCAUGUUAGUGUAACGAUCACACGGCAUCCAUGCUAGUCAGUUACACACAGUCACUCAACAGUCUCUGGGUAUCUCAUGCCCACACUCAAUCAGCCCAGGCCCCUGUGGCUUCAGAAAUAUACUUGGCUCCUUGUCAGGUGGAGCUCAUACCCAAACCCAUCCCAGGCAAGUCUCUCUCUCUGUCUGGCCAGCUUGUGUCUCCAACUCCCUCAGAGCCUGGCUUGGCUUGGAAGUUUUCAGCCCAGGAAGCCUGAGCGAAGUGGGCACCUUCGAGGGAUUUUGAUCCAGAACCAUUCAGGAGAGACUGUGAUGGUAGACCCCCUAAACACACGCACUGACACUUGUGUGCACAUGAGCAGAUAGGCUUGAGUCUUCAGCUCACAAACUUCUUCCACGUUCCCGAUUACCCACCUCAUCCAAAGUCUCUUGAGGUGCUUAGAGAAAGGAUUGAUACCUAUUUUACCAAGGAAGCUGAGGCCAGCGAAGAAUAGUGCUUUGCUUAAAGGCAAGGAUGUGAUAGAGCCAGGCAAAUGUAGGGCCCUUGCGUCCCAGCCUGGAAUAUUUCUGUUUCACUGCAGCUGCGAGCUGCGAGCCCAGAAGGCGGCUCUGAUCAAUGUGGGCUGAAUUCACGCCCCCUACCCACCCUACCCGAUCCCGCCAAAGCCACUGCCUCCCCUGUGGCAGCCGCUGGGGAAAAGGGAGAGAACUGCCAUAGCUUGUCUCUUUAAUGCGCGCCCCCGGAGGCCCGGCGCGCCCCCGCCACUAUAACUGGAGUGCAUGGAGCAGGCUACGCUCAGAGGAGGAAGGGCGGGCGCUGGGCACCCGUUGACAGACUUUUCCAAGUGCGAUCAGUGCCCGUCCGUCCUGCCUCCGUGGACCCGCCCGGGAACGGCCACCGCUGAGGACCCCACGCCCACUAGGAUCCCGGCUGGGUCGCGCCCAGCUACCGCACCGUGACCUCCACGGGCCGUGCCGGCUCCCGGCGCCUCUGCCCGCAGCGCUCGCCGUCGGGCUAGGGCUCCGCCGCCGCCACGCCUCGCGCCCGGCACUCACCGCCCCAUGCUGGUGCACACCUACUCCGCCAUGGAGCGCCCCGACGGGCUGGGAGCAGCUGCCAGCGGGGCCCGCCUGUCGUCUCUGCCCCAGGCGGCCUACGGGCCGGCGCCCCCGCUCUGCCACACGCCGGCCGCCACAGCUGCCGCCGAAUUCCAGCCGCCCUACUUCCCGCCGCCCUACCCGCAGCCACCGCUGCCCUACGGUCAGGCGUCCGACGCCGCCGCAGCCUUUCCCCACCUGGCAGGGGACCCAUAUGGCGGCCUGGCGCCCCUGGCGCAGCCGCAGCCUCCUCAGGCCGCCUGGGCCGCGCCCCGCGCAGCCGCCCGCGCCCACGAGGAGCCUCCCGGCCUGCUGGCACCGCCCGCCCGCGCCCUGGGCCUUGACCCGCGCCGUGACUAUGCCACCGCCGUGCCCCGGCUCCUGCACGGCCUGGCCGACGGCGCGCACGGCCUGGCAGACGCACCGCUCGGGCUUCCGGGGCUGGCGGCGGCCCCCGGUCUGGAGGACCUGCAGGCAAUGGACGAGCCGGGAAUGAGCCUCCUAGACCAGUCGGUGAUCAAGAAAGUGCCCAUCCCCUCCAAAGCCAGCAGCCUCUCAGCCCUCUCCUUGGCCAAAGACAGCCUGGUGGGCGGCAUCACAAAUCCUGGUGAGGUCUUCUGCUCCGUGCCCGGCCGGCUUUCACUGCUCAGCUCAACGUCCAAGUACAAGGUGACGGUGGGGGAGGUGCAGCGGCGACUCUCGCCUCCCGAGUGCCUCAACGCCUCCCUCCUGGGGGGUGUCCUCCGCAGGGCCAAGUCCAAAAAUGGGGGCCGGUGUUUGCGGGAACGGUUAGAGAAGAUUGGGCUCAACCUGCCAGCUGGCCGUCGCAAGGCCGCCAAUGUGACGCUGCUGACUUCGCUAGUGGAAGGAGAGGCCGUGCACCUAGCCCGAGACUUCGGUUACGUCUGUGAGACGGAGUUCCCAGCCAAGGCAGCCGCCGAGUACCUGUGCCGACAGCACGCUGACCCGGGGGAGCUGCACAGCCGCAAGAGCAUGCUGCUGGCUGCCAAGCAGAUCUGCAAGGAGUUUGCAGACUUGAUGGCUCAGGACCGCUCACCGCUGGGCAACAGCCGCCCAGCACUCAUCCUGGAGCCCGGAGUACAGAGCUGCUUGACACACUUUAGCCUCAUCACCCAUGGCUUCGGUGGGCCUGCCAUCUGUGCUGCCCUCACUGCCUUCCAGAACUACUUGCUGGAGUCACUCAAGGGGCUGGACAAGAUGUUUCUAAGCAGUGUGGGCAGUGGGCAUGGUGAAACCAAGGCUUCGGAGAAGGAUGCCAAGCAUCGGAAAUAACUGCUUCUCCCACCCCAUCCCUAAGGGGCUCCCAGGCCCUGAAAUAGGGACUUAGCUCUUGGGGGUGGGCCUGGAAGGACUGAAAGGUGGGAUUAGAGUCAGGCCAGAAAGAGAACAUUCAUCCAGAGAUCCCAGAGUUGGGGAUCUGGCUUGGAGUAAGGGAGGGUGGCCUCUCUGUGGUGGUGUGUUGGUAAGUUAAGGGCCCAGGUAUUUGUCUCAUGUGUGCAAUUUUCUGACCUUUGAUGGUUGAGAAGGUUUGGACAGAAAAUUGACAUGAAAAGAUCUGGCUCAUGGGGCAGAGCCCUUUCCAUUAGCAUGCCUGGGUGGCCGUGUGUGCUUCUAGAGGCCAAAGCCUUUGUGUUUUUCACUGGUGGCAGAAGGAAAAUUGAUAAAUCAGAGGUGCUACUGAGGAGUUGGUGCCCCUCAUUCCAGAAUCUCCUACCCCUAGAAAAGGGGUGCUGGAAGGAGGCCCCAGUGGACUCUUUGUACCCUUCCUACUCUCAGAGAGAAGUGGGCAGGAGGGGUCCUCAAGGAACAAAGAAGAUAAAGCACAAAUUGCAGAACUUGAAUCCAGGCUGCUGCUUAUCAUAGUCCUGUUGCUGUCUGUCCUAUUUAUUUAUGUAUGUUGUAAUUAAAUUUGAAAUUUUAAAAUGUCCAGUGCAACUUAUUUAUCCCAAUGAGUUGGGGAUUCAUUUCACUGUUUUCUGGCCAUACACUGAUAUGUCCAGCUGGACCAGGAGGGAGAGGGUGUUUUUGCUGGCAAAGGGCUGUGGGUGGGUUGCCCGAGGGAAGAAAGUUGUGUCAGGCACCCUGAGGUUGUCACUGGGCUCUUGUAUUUGUGGUUAUUUUGCCCCUGCAGUUGAUGUACCUCCCCAUCUCCCCAUCUCUCAUUCUCUUAAUAAAGCCUUUCAUUGGA